AUGUACAGUCUGCUGGAGCACGAGAGCCAGAGCCAGGGUCUGUCCCCUCUGAACAGCGGGCCCCAGCACCACGCCUCUAAGGGCCCCUGUGCCCCUGACAGCGACCCCAUGGACAAGGUGAAGCGGCCCAUGAAUGCCUUCAUGGUGUGGUCCCGCGGGCAGCGCCGGAAGAUGGCUCAGGAGAACCCCAAGAUGCACAACUCUGAGAUCAGUAAGCGCCUGGGGGCCGAGUGGAAGCUGCUGAGCGACGCAGACAAGAGGCCCUUCAUAGACGAGGCCAAGCGCCUGAGGGCCGUGCACAUGAAGGACUACCCAGACUACAAGUACAAGCCGCGCAGGAAGAGCAAGCCGCUGCUCAAGAAGGACUGUCCCGGGGCCAAGUUCCCUCUGGCCCCUGGGGGCCUCCUGUCCCCACACAGCGCCCAGGGACAGAGCUCCAGCCCCCGCAUGGACGCUUACGGCUGGGGCCCCACGGGGGGGUACGGGGGCAUGCAGGGGGACAUGAGCUACACGCAGCAGCUGCAUCGGUACGACCUGUCCGCGCUGCAGUACAACAGCCUCAGCCCCAUGGGCCCCAUGAGCCCCGGGGUCAGCCAGGGCUACAUGCCCGGGGCCAACUCCUACAGCCCGCUGUCCUACAGCCCUCAGCCUCCCGCCCCCAUGCCCGUCUCCAUGGUGAAGCCUGAGGCUUCCCCUCCCCCCUCCCACCACCGGGGGGCGCUGCAGGGCGACCUGCGUGACAUGAUCAGCAUGUACAUCCCCAACAGCACAGGAGACGCUCAAGAGGCUCACAGAGGCUACAGCACUGUGCAGCCGCACUACCUGAGCCCCGGCAGCGUCCCACUGACGCACAUCUGA
Molecule: messenger RNA, 858 nt
Organism: Knipowitschia caucasica
Lineage: Eukaryota; Metazoa; Chordata; Actinopteri; Gobiiformes; Gobiidae
Source: the annotation of a GenBank genome assembly